UAAAGACACUUCCUGUACGCCACUUGGAAGAAACAUAUUUUGAAACAUUCAUGUCUUGACGUUGCAUAAAGAUACACGAAGUAAAUAAAAAAUAGCCCAGGAUGAACUACGUACCAGGGACAGCAAGUCUCAUUGACGACAUCGACAAGAAGCACCUGGUGUUGCUCCGAGAUGGCAGAACGCUGAUCGGUUACCUCAGAAGCAUUGAUCAGUUUGCGAAUUUAGUUUUUCAUCAAACAGUGGAGCGCAUCCAUGUGGGGAAGAAAUUUGGUGACAUCCCUCGAGGAAUAUUCAUUGUGAGAGGAGAGAAUGUGGUGCUGCUUGGAGAGAUAGAUGUGGAUAAGCCCUGCGACACAGUGCUGCAGCAGGUCUCCAUUGAAGAGAUUCUGGAGGAGCAACGGUUGCAGCAGCAAGCCAAACAGGAAACGGACAAAGUCAAAAUGCUGGCCCUGAAGGACCGAGGCCUUUCCAUCCCCAAAGCUGAUAACUUGGAUGAAUACUAACCUUGAUUCCAUGAGCCUCUUCCUCAGUUUGUAUCAGACUGAUAAGUUUUACGUUGAGUUUUAUUUUUUACAAGGCUGCAUCAUGCUGGGCCUCUAUACUGUAGUGUAGGCCUACUCUAUGAAUUUCAGUUGAAUUAUUUGGAGAGGGAAAAAAUGUGAUGCUGCUCUCAUUUGUGCAGAUCCUUACAGAAAAAUGAACGAAUCAUGGGUUUAUGUAAGACCACUCUGCAAUUUAGCAAUUAUUUUACAGCAGCACUUUCUAUGUUGUCAGUGAUAUGUCAAGCCUUUUUAUUUGGAGAUAUGUGGGCCUGCUAUUGACAAAAACUACAUGCUAUGCUCCAAUAAAGAUUUUAGUUUUUCAUUAUGGAAGGCAA
Molecule: messenger RNA, 877 nt
Organism: Pseudoliparis swirei
Lineage: Eukaryota; Metazoa; Chordata; Actinopteri; Perciformes; Liparidae
Gene: lsm1
Product: LSM1, U6 small nuclear RNA associated
Exons: 4
Coding region: 102-503 (133 amino acids)
Biological process (GO): deadenylation-dependent decapping of nuclear-transcribed mRNA
Cellular component (GO): P-body; Lsm1-7-Pat1 complex
Molecular function (GO): RNA cap binding
Source: RefSeq, a predicted model, not a curated record